Fusarium redolens is the source of this 1377-nucleotide messenger RNA. RefSeq names its product G protein-coupled glucose receptor regulating Gpa2-domain-containing protein. Gene Ontology annotation, biological process: adenylate cyclase-activating G protein-coupled receptor signaling pathway. Gene Ontology annotation, molecular function: G protein-coupled receptor activity. The record is from RefSeq and is a predicted model, not a curated record. Bases 40 to 1209 code for a protein of 389 amino acids. NCBI's taxonomy places the organism in Eukaryota, Fungi, Ascomycota, Sordariomycetes, Hypocreales, Nectriaceae. Gene Ontology annotation, cellular component: plasma membrane. The transcript is spliced from 3 exons.
AAAGCAAAUGCCUCACUUUCCUCAACGACCCCAGCCAUAAUGGCCAAUAUUCCGGCCAACCUCUCUAUUUCAAUCCCUACAUUAACCGGGUCGUUGCUAUCCUGUGUUGCGAGCUUUUUUGCUCUCUGUCUUCAUGUCAUUGUUCCUCCGCCACGACGACACUUCCGCCAUGCAUUGAUUGUGAACCUCCUCGUUGCAGACUUCAUCAACAGUCUCAACAAUACAGUGUCUGGAAUUCUCGCCAUUAAGAAUGGUUACGCGGACCCGAAAGCGUCCCCUAGUACUGGCUGCGUUGCCAAUGCUUGGGUUGGUCAAUUCUCGGUACAAGCGAUCGACUUCAACAUUCUUAUUAUCUCUGUAUCGGUACUGCUAGCCGUUCAGCGACAACAGAUCCUCGAUGACUCGUCGAGACUGAUGACUGCAAUUGUCUGCCUUGUACCUUGGAUUCCCGGUACAAUCACCAGCUUCGUCGGACUCGGUCUCCAUGUCUAUGGCCCAGUGAGCGGCAACUGGUGCUGGAUUCAAACUCAACAUCUCGGCCUCCGCUACGGCCUCACCCACGCUUGGCGCAUCGCCAUUUUCCUUGCAACAGUGGCUAUAUACACUUAUAUAUACAUCAAACUCCGUCGACUUUUCAGUUUCGUCAAAUAUGGUCUUUCUUCCUCUACCACGAAAGGUUACACUACGAACGCGCAGUCGAGAAUCGAUCGAGAGAACGCCGAGCAGUCUGAUACUCAACGAAUAUGGGUUACGACCACGGUAGAGGCUUCGUAUGAACUUGAGUCAAGGGGUGUAGUAAAGGGAGACCAGAGUGAAGGAGAGGAUGGAUCAACUGGCGGAAAAGUUCAGUGGUCGGCAUCUGCGGCGCCUGAACCGGAGCCACCUACAGCUGAAGACCAUGGAACGAACAACACAAAAAAUAUCUCCACUGGCAAUGGACCCAACCAUCGCGUACCGAAAUCACCCAACUUGAGGAGAAUGCUUCUUCUGAACGGGUACCCGAUUGCAUAUAUUAUCCUAUGGCUGCCUGGUAUGGCCAACCGCUUGGCUGAGUCAGUUGGCACAUCACCAAAGUGGCUCACUGGCCUGCAAGCUUCAACACAGUUCAUAGGGCUAGUCAACGCCUUGACAUACGGCUUGACAGAACAGAUGCAGCGUGCAGUCCAGAUGUGGAUGAAGAGGCGCAGCUUCAGAACGCUUGAUCCAUAGAUUAGAAAGCUCUGUUUUAUUCUAGAGUUGACAUUUGGGCGUCUCGCGGGUUGGGCGUCAGCUGGAGUGAAUUGCAUAUGCCUCGACCCGUCGACCGCAGUUACUACUUUAUCUAAAAUUAAUAUUUAAAGACUACUUGACCGUUGAUAGAAUACUACAGAUGUUGGC